Molecule: messenger RNA, 609 nt
Organism: Acanthosepion pharaonis
Lineage: Eukaryota; Metazoa; Mollusca; Cephalopoda; Sepiida; Sepiidae
Source: the annotation of a GenBank genome assembly
AUGAACAAGAAAAUUGUUCAACAAAUCCUUCUCAUUUUUAUCAUUCGCCUUCAUAUUUUUUUUUUGUUCACUUGUUCUUUAUUUUCAUAUCUUUCUCUGUUUUUCUUCUUUUUAUUUUUCUGGCAUUCUUUAUUCUCAACUACUUUUCUUUCUUAUUUCUGUUUUUAUCAUCUUAACCAAUCUCUUCUACUAAUUCCUUAUUUUUUAACAUCUUCCAAUUCUGUUUUCUAUACUUUCCUAUACUUUUCUUUUCAUGUUCAUGACAAAUUUUACUCCUUCCAAAUUUAUCUCUUUCUCCUUCAUCUUUUCAUCAUCAUUAAUUUUUCCACUCAGUUUUCAUCUCAUUUCAUUCAACUUCCUCAUAUAACUUCCUUCAUUUUCUUCAACAUCAGCAACAUUUUUUUCAUUUUCUUCUAUUUUCAUUACCAUUCUUCUAUCACACUUUUUUUUCUUAAUUUCUUUUUCAUCAUCUUCACUACCAUCUUUUACUUCUUUCUUUACUAUCACAAUUCCAUCACUUUUUUUUUUCCUUCGAAAUUCUCCUUCUCCAUCAUUUCAGCAUUCACACACCUUUUCCCACCUUCAUCUUACUCCAAAGAAUUUACCUAA